AUGGCCUCUCCUCCCUCCCCGCAGCCGCAAUGGCUCCCCCCGCAACUCACCACCUCCCCCUCCCCCACGAUCCACGCCCUCACCAGCUCCCUCCUGCCCCCCCUCCUCCGCGCCCUCUCCCAGAUCGGCCUCGCCCUGCGCUCCUCGCACCGCGUCUCCCUCGCCGGCUCCGCAAACUCCUUUGGCGACGACCAGCUCAACGUGGACGUCGCCUGCGAGGCCAUCAUGCGCGCCGCCCUCGCGCAGUGCCCCCUCGUCGCCUCCGCCAGCAGCGAGGAGGACCCUGAAGAGAAACAGAUGCUGCACCAGGACGAGCCCUCCGGCGCCGUGACCUCGCAGGAGAGGUUUUCCGUGGCGUUUGAUCCCCUGGACGGGAGCUCCAUCAUUGCGGCGAAUUGGACCGUGGGCACGAUUGUCGGGGUCUGGAAGGGGGAGACGGCGCUGGGCAAGGAUCCGAGGGAGCAGGUCUGUUCGCUGAUGGGCGUUCACGGGCCGCGGACGACGGUGAUUGUGGCCGUGCGGGACAGUGCAGAGGACGCCGAGGGGGUUUGCUUCGAGCUGGGGCUGGAUGACGACGGCAGCGUGGAGGUGAUUCGUCCCAACGUGAAGCUGUCCGCGCCGCCUUACAAGACGCGAUACUUUGCGCCUGCCAACCUGCGCCACGCCGCGGAUUCGCCCGCCUACGCCACCCUCAUCUCCUCCUUCAUCGCGAAAAAGUACACCCUUCGGUACUGCGGAGGCCUGGUGCCCGACCUGGGCCACGUCCUGAACAAGGGCCACGGCGUGUACGUCUCGCCCGUCGCGGAGGCGAGCAAGGCCAAGCUGAGGAGGCUGUACGAGGUCCUCCCCGUGGCGCUGGCGGUGGAGUGCGCGGGGGGCAGGGCGGUGGACGAGGAGGGGAGGAGGGUGCUGGAGAGGCGGGUGGGCGGGUGCGAUGAGAGGGGCGGCAUCAUCUUUGGCAACGAGGAUGAGGUUGAGGAGGUGGUGAGGGUUUUGUUUGGGUGAGA
This is a messenger RNA of Trichoderma citrinoviride, 1007 nucleotides long. Its product is annotated as fructose-1-6-bisphosphatase. Bases 1 to 1005 code for a protein of 334 amino acids. The record is from RefSeq and is a predicted model, not a curated record. Gene Ontology annotation, molecular function: fructose 1,6-bisphosphate 1-phosphatase activity. Lineage: Eukaryota; Fungi; Ascomycota; Sordariomycetes; Hypocreales; Hypocreaceae. The transcript has a single exon. Gene Ontology annotation, cellular component: cytoplasm. Gene Ontology annotation, biological process: gluconeogenesis; sucrose biosynthetic process; fructose 1,6-bisphosphate metabolic process.